AUGACCGGAUACAUUUUGCGGGAACGCAAUCGCAGGAGACGUCUUAUGGACACUCCACCUAUUCACAACCUACCUCCGCAACACAGCCAAGGUCGUGAUAUGGUAGAGGAAAAACGCAGAACAUCCCACCCGUUACCACCUCUACCUACCCCUGACACAAUAACCUAUCCGGAGGGGUACAUCAAAGACCCGCCCUAUGUUCCGGAAAGAUACUCCCCCACCCUCUCAGAUUACCCUCGCACCAGCAUAUCUUGGGAAAUUGUCGAUGGGGAGAUGCAAACCAAAUAUAGAACCUCGCGAUUAUCAACGAUGGAUAUUGAAAAAAUGCUUGAUAUUGCAACUGAGUGA
Messenger RNA from Marasmius oreades (fairy-ring Marasmius), 348 nucleotides. RefSeq lists its product as uncharacterized. The record is from RefSeq and is a predicted model, not a curated record. NCBI's taxonomy places the organism in Eukaryota, Fungi, Basidiomycota, Agaricomycetes, Agaricales, Marasmiaceae. Bases 1 to 348 code for a protein of 115 amino acids. The transcript has a single exon.